AUGACCCAGAUCUUCCUUACCGGUGCCACGGGCUACAUUGGGGGCGAAGUCCUCCACGCUUUGCAGCAUGCGCAUCCUGAUUACGAGAUUGCAGCCUUGGUUAGAGAUAACGAAAAGGCCGGCAAAGUUUUGGCUGCAUUUCCUAAGGUCCGUGUGAUCCUUGCGGAUUUGGACAAUGUCGAAGUCAUUGAAGAAGAAUCCCGCAAAGCCGACAUUGUUAUCCAUACUGCUAGUAACAAGCAUCUCGAAAGCGUGAAAGCGAUCGCAAAUGGACUGGCGGGACGUCAGAAUGCUUAUUACAUUCAAGUUACCGGAGCCAGCGUUCUGGCAGGCCCCGAGAUUGAUAACAACUCAUAUGGCGAGCCCUCGGAUCAAAUCUUUGAUGAUUUGGAAAACGUUACUAGUCUCCGGGACAUAAUUCGGGCGUACAAAGAUCGUCGAGUGGUGGAUAACUACAUUCUCGACAUGGGAUCAGGUGGCCCAAAGACUGCCAUCAUUUUCCCUCCUAUCAUAUUUGGCACCGGUAAAGGCCCUGUGAAUCAACGCAGCGUCCAGGUUCCUUCAUUGGCUCGGGCCGCUCUGCUGCAAGGUAGUGGUCUCUAUCUUGGCAGGGGACUAAGCCGAUGGGGCAUUGUUCAUGUCUCUGAUUUGGCCGAUCUCUUUGUCAGGUUGGUAGAGCAUGCUGUCAACGCCACUCCGGGUCCUAUCUGGAACGAGAACGGCCUUUUCUUUGCGGAAAAUGGGUUUGAGAGCUUCAAGGAUAUUGCUUUAGUGAUUGCCAAAGAGGCGUAUAGCCUCGGUCACAUUGAUUCGCCUGAUGCGGUGAAAUCCAUGAAUCUCGAUGAGGCCAACGUAGUGAUACCCAAUGGAGUCGUGUUUCUAGGCACCAAUGGUCAAGGCCGAGCUUUGCGGGCAAGAAAGCUAUUAGGAUGGCAACCCGAGGGCGAGAGCUUCCAAAAGGCAGCGCAGGAGACAAUCAUUGCUGAAGCGGCACAGCUGUGA
Molecule: messenger RNA, 1002 nt
Organism: Penicillium robsamsonii
Lineage: Eukaryota; Fungi; Ascomycota; Eurotiomycetes; Eurotiales; Aspergillaceae
Exons: 5
Coding region: 1-1002 (333 amino acids)
Source: RefSeq, a predicted model, not a curated record